Molecule: messenger RNA, 556 nt
Organism: Galleria mellonella (greater wax moth)
Lineage: Eukaryota; Metazoa; Arthropoda; Insecta; Lepidoptera; Pyralidae
Exons: 1
Coding region: 74-466 (130 amino acids)
Source: RefSeq, a predicted model, not a curated record
UAUAUAAUAAGUGAUUCACUUCGAGAAUGUGUUGAUUCUUACACAGUAACUGAUAUCACUCCGUGGAAGCAAGAUGAAAAUUGUUCUGUUAAUUUCUUUGUUACUUCUAUCACAAUUUGUUGAUAGCAGGGUAGCUUCUGGUGAGACAAAUAUAGAAGAAUAUGACGAAUUAACAUCUGUACCGUGCGUUCUGAGAACUUUGCAAGGAGGCGAUCCUUUUCCUUCAGUGGUUGUGAAAUGGCAAGGUGAACUACAAAGAUUGACGUGGAAUAAAGAUAGAAGUAUAAGACUGGAUCAGAAUUACAAGCAGCCCGAAGUAUCACAUGCCUAUCCCACAGGAGGACUUUCUGGAGGUCAACAAACUGUAGUUGUGGACCCAUUUCGCGAUGCUCCAGUAGUGCCAGAUUCUUACAAGGUCGAAGAUAUUAAAGAGUGGUUUAGUAAACAAUGUGUCACUUCAUACUGAACUUCGUGUAUGUUGAGUGGAGUUUAAUAUUAUUUCUGUACGUUCUUGGUAGUUCACUGAAAUUAAAUAAAUAAAAAUAUGUCAAUAGUA